CUUAUCGACUAGUCUAUAUAAUAAUACGCUUGUAUGAGUAAACAUGCGAGUCCACGACACGCAAAGUACGGGUCACUUAUUUAUGACGUGGCGUUACGCUAAAAUUUACCAAGUUAAAAAAAACGCAAAUCAGGGGGUUACUAUAUAAUCAUUUAAUUCUUCUUUCUUAUUACCUUAAAAAUAAAACUCUAUUUUACUUUAUUUUAUUGAAACUAUUUUUUUUUAUUUUUAAACGUUUUUAUUUGUUUUGUUUUUAUUUUAAAAGCCCCACGGAGUCGUUAUAAAUAUAAUAAUUUAAUUUUACCCCCCGAUUAAUGUUCACGCCGUAUCUAACGGAAACAAGUUGUUUAUCAACUGAAAAAGGAAAAGCGGAGCGAAGAAGGUUGUCUGUUUUUCAAAGUAAUCCUGGAAAAAGUUACUUCAAACUUUGUUUUCUCAUCAUGAGGCUACCUAAAAAUGUCAAGAUUUAAUAGAUUUAAAAAUUCUGGAGCCCCAGCACCUCCACCAACGGCUACAAUGCCUUUAAAUUUAAUACAAGCUGCAACACCAACUGCAACUACAACGACAACUGCUGCCACAGCUGCAACAAUAACACCAGCUGCAGCAACAACAACAACAACAACAACUCAAUCAGAGCAAGGAGGCCGCAACGAUGUAAGCUCCACCUUCAUUACCAUCCUUUAUAGCCUCUAAUUCUCUCGCAUAUUGUCAUCACCUUAUUGCAGAAAAAGUUUUAAUCUUAAUAUAUUAUUUUCUCUAUUUUAGAAUCUAUCCUACCGAGCAUAGCUGCGGUAUCGCAGGCAUAAUCCAGGGCCCAGUUCCAGGGCGUCAUACUUGGUGUGGCGUCGCCUCGGGGGCAGGGACCGUGAGGGCUUCCGCUGGCGGGAGCGGCCUGGGCCCUCUACACGUGAAGAGGGGGCAAGAUCGAUCCUGAUAGAACAGGGGCAGUGCUCUAUCAAAGUGGAAUACCGUUAAUUGGUGACCACUUUGAUACAUGAAAUCUUUUAAUUAAACUAAUUUACUCACCUGUUUGUCAGUGAUCGAUAUCACUCACUUUUUAAUGUUAUUUAUAGUUUAUUAUUUUGAAGUUCCAUUAUAUUUCCAGUUUUAUUAUAUAGUAUGCAUUGAAGUUCAGCUCUUUGUCAGUCCUCUGUGAAAGUUUGCUUGCUUUUUUUAUAGUUUGGCAUUAAAUACAGUUGUCUCAGUAUCAGUUUUAGCCCAUAUCAAUAUACCACUCUCAUUAUUUUGCAGAUAACGUAAUAGUGUUUGUAGUCUUUUGCAUAGUUAGUAUCAGUAUUUCUAAUAUUCAUAGUUUAUUUAAAAAACAUACGGUACUUAAAAACCAUUAGCUCUUUGUCAGUCUUUUAUAAAAGGGUUGUCUGCUUUUUCUUAGUUUCGCAUCAAAUUCAAUUGCCUCAGUCUUUAGUCUUAGCCAAUAUCAAUAUUUUGUAGAUGACAUGUUUGCAGUCUUUAUGCAUAGUUAGUAUCAAUAUCUCUAAUAUUCAUAAUUUAUGUCAAAAAAUAUCAUACGUAAAAAUAUUUUGUCAAAAAUUAAAAAACUCAGCGUUGUUUCUAUCUUUAUGUUUAGUUCUUAUUAUAAUAUAGUUAUUUUAGUUCGCUUUGUUAAUAAUAUAGACAGUUAUUAUAUUCAAUGUUACUAAGUUCUACACAAAGCCAUUGUAUAAUUUAUCUUGCCCCUGUCAUAUCACUACCUCUGUAUAUGUUUGCACAUAGCUACAUUUAGCCAUUAAAUUAGUUCAUAAUUUACAUUCUCUCUAAAAUGGCUACAAUGAGGUUGAAGAUUAUCCAAAAACUUUUUCUUUGGAUAACCUUCUGGCUAAACUGAUACCCCUGUGAGAAGCAGCUAAUACGGACAUCAUAAAUGUUCGGGGGACCAGCAAGCCUGAACCUAUUAAAUUUGUAUCUGUAGAGUGUUGAUUUGUUCCUCUUUUUUGUAGAAAACAUCACGCAUGGGUUACUAUUCGAGCAAUCCACUAGGAAAGUUUAUGCCUAUUUUAUAAGGUUCAAAAUUGUUGGUAAAGGGCAGUACGGAUUAUCGCGUUAUUUCUAACAUUGUUAUUAUCCGUGUUGUGACUGUCAGUGUUGUAACUGUCGGUGUUCUUACUGUCGGUUUUUUAAGAUUUACGUCAUGUAAGCAAGCACAUCUCUUUUCUUCUCUCUGCCAACCCACGCAACUUAACAAUUGGCGACGAGAAUUUUGUGAGGGAAGAAGAUGACAAAGCUUAUGCAAAAUAUACCCUUCGUGGAACCGUUUACAAUCGAUAAAGCAGCCACAACAAAUUUAGACAAGAAAUAGCAAUCAUACUUAGAAGAAUUUGAAUUAUUCAUAACAGCAUCUGGCGUGAGUGAACAAAAACAAAAAAUCGCACUUCUGCUUCACCUUGGUGGUAGAGACUUACGAGAAGUCUACAAAACAGUAAAACAAGAAAACGACUCGUACAAUGAAGUCAAAGAAAAAUUAACGACGUAUUUUAUUCCGAAGAAAAAUAUAACAUGCGAACGAUUCCUAUUUAAAAGUGCAACACAAGAGCUCGUUAAGAAAGCUCACCAUGGUUGCUGGUUUUAUCUUUCGCUUUGUAAACAAUCUGAAGAACAAAGCUGCUAACUUACAACAUCAAAACGUUACAGAAGAAACGCUUACAAAAGAAGAAUACGAUGCCGCAUUCACAAAGCUCAUCAGAGAAGAACAACGAAUUCUGCAACGCCAGUCAGACUUUGGAAAGCUUCGCAAUUCGCUUAAGCUGUUUGCUGGUGACGACGAUGUUCUUCGGUUAAAAGGAAGAUUUGAGAAUUCCACGCUAACAUCCGAUGACAAGCAUCCAAUUAUACUUCGAGAUGGCGGAAGCAGUUUUACGCAACUGGUUAUAUGGGAUGCGCAUCAACACGUUAUGCAUCAUGGUAUCGAAUCAACAUUGGUCUACGUCAGAAAAAUGUUUUGGAUAGUGAAGGGAAGAAAGUCUGUGAAGAACGUCAUUCGAAAGUCUGUAAUUUGUAUUCGUUUUCAAGGAAGAACACUUAGACCGCCGACAUCUCCCGAUCUGCCAGAGUUUAGGAUUGAUAGUUUUUCCAAAUCGUUUAAUUGCACGGGUUUAGACUUUGCAGGUUCUUUAUUUUAUAGGAAUUAUUGUAAAUCUAGUAUUUGUAAAUCGGACAGUCUAAAAUGUAAUAUCCUACUUCUUACAUGUGCCACUAGUCGUGCGAUUCAUUUGGAACUUGUAACCGAUCAGUCUACCCAUUCGUUCGUUCGAGGUUUUCGCAGAUUUGUUUCACGAAGAGGAACUCCGAAUACUAUUGUGCACGAUAACGCUAAGACCUUCAAAUCGACAGAAGUAAAAAAUUACAUGAUAAAACAUGGAAUUAAGCAGUGUUUUAUUUUGCCAGCAUCACCCUGGUGGGGCGGUUUCUACGAGAGAUUGGUCCGUAGUGUCAAAACAACAUUAAAGAAAACGCUGGGACGGUCGUUGUUAACGUUUGAAGAACUCCAAACAACGCUGUAUGAAGUAGAAACAACGAUCAAUAGUCGUCCAUUAACAUACGCAAAUGAGGAUGACCUCGACAAAGUUUUAACACCAAACCACCUGAUUUAUGGAACGGACAUUCACGAAAACGACCAGAAAUUCGACUCUAUUCUGCAAUAUGAGGACUUCUCAAGACGUGUUCGUCAUAUUCGACUUACUUUACAACAUUUCCGUGAACGAUUCAAUACCACGUAUAUAAACGAACUUCGUCAAUCUAAUCUUUACCGAAAAGAGAAGACUGAAAAUAAACGAAAACUAGUGGCAGGAGACGUAGUUUUGAUUAAAGAUGAUUCAUACUUGUUGCCAAACCCGAACCGGCAGUACAACUAACAAAUAAUGAAAAGCAUGACAACAGGCACAGUACAGGAAGGAGGAGUACAAGAAAGGCUGCAAUUGAGGGACAGAACCUGCGAAGAUUACGUGAACAAUAUAAAUGAAUAUUUUUGGUCAGGGAAGAUGUAGAAGUUAGGAUUGCGUAUUGCGCAUUGCGCAUGUGUAUAUAGUAUUGUUAUUGGAUAUAUUUGGUCACGUGCUUAUAUUCUGUGUAUUAACGCUACCUCGUGUAUAUUUUUUCUCUUGCAAAUAGCCUUUCGAGAAGGAAGUAGAGUUGUGUCUUCUAAUCUCGUUUUUACACACGUUUUA
Molecule: messenger RNA, 4181 nt
Organism: Hydractinia symbiolongicarpus
Lineage: Eukaryota; Metazoa; Cnidaria; Hydrozoa; Anthoathecata; Hydractiniidae
Exons: 5
Coding region: 2571-3869 (432 amino acids)
Biological process (GO): DNA integration
Molecular function (GO): nucleic acid binding
Source: RefSeq, a predicted model, not a curated record